Messenger RNA from Closterium sp. NIES-67, 2227 nucleotides. Lineage: Eukaryota; Viridiplantae; Streptophyta; Zygnematophyceae; Desmidiales; Closteriaceae. The record is from the annotation of a GenBank genome assembly.
GUUUCUUUCCCCCAUGUUCCCUCUCUCUUCUCCUUUCUCCUUGCUCUCUCUCUUCGUCGCCCUCUGGAAACCUCGGUCCUGGUCUCAGGGCUUUAGUAGACCCGACACAAACGCACCUAUUUUCGCGUUACCUGGCCCUGCAUUUAGUUGAUUCUGGAAACGGAACGAAGACUCUUCGCUCCGCGAUUUUUUCUGUCGAGGACCGAGAGCCGCCGCCGUCGCAGCCGUCGCAGCCGUCGUCGCAGGCGUCGCGAUGUUGCUCCUGUUCGAAACCCCGGCGGGGUUCGCGCUGUUCAAAGUGCUGGACGACAAGAAGCUCGACAAGGUCGAGGACAUCUGGAAGCACUUCGAGACGCCGGAGAGCGCCGGCAAGGUGGUCAAGCUGAAGGCAUUUGAUAAGUUCGAGAACACGGCAGAUGCGUUGGGGGCGGCGACGGCGCUGGUGGAGAGCAAGCUGAGCAAGGGGCUGAAGAAGUUCGUCAAGGCGCAGUGCCAGGGGGAGACGCUGGCAGUCGCUGACUCGAAGCUGGGCAGCAUCAUCAAGGAGAAGCUGGGAGUGACAUGCGUGCACAGCGCGGCGGUCAUGGAGCUGAUGAGGGGGGUGCGCUCGCACCUCUCGGAGCUCAUAGCGGGGCUGUCGGGCGCCGACCUCGCGCCCAUGAGCCUGGGGCUCAGCCACAGCCUGUCCCGUUAUAAGCUCAAGUUCUCCCCGGACAAGGUGGACACGAUGAUCGUGCAGGCCAUCGGCCUCUUGGACGAUCUGGACAAGGAGCUCAACACGUACGCCAUGCGCGUGCGUGAGUGGUACGGCUGGCACUUCCCCGAGCUGGGCAAGAUCGUGGCGGACAACCUGCACUACGCCAAGUCCGUCAAGCUCAUGGCGCACCGCGUCAACGCCGCUGACCUCGACUUCUCAGGGAUCCUGGAGGAGGAGGUGGAGGCGCAGAUGAAGGAGGCGGCGGUGAUCUCCAUGGGGACGGAAGUCAGCGAGCACGACAUGACCAACAUCAUUGCGCUCUGCGACCAGGUCAUCGCCCUGUCGGAGUACCGCGCGCAGCUGUUCGACUACCUGCGCUCGCGCAUGCUGGCCAUCGCGCCCAACCUCACGGUGCUCGUGGGCGAGCUGGUGGGAGCGCGGCUCAUCGCGCACGCGGGGUCCCUCAUGAGCCUCGCCAAGCAUCCCGCGUCGACGGUUCAGAUCCUUGGCGCAGAGAAGGCGCUUUUCCGCGCGCUCAAGACCAAGCAUGACACGCCCAAGUACGGGCUCAUCUUCCACGCAUCGCUCAUCGGCCAGGCGCCCCCCAAGCUCAAGGGCAAGAUCUCGCGUGUGCUGGCGGCCAAGUGCUCUCUGGCGAUCCGUGUUGACGCUUUGGGCGACUCCACUGAGCCCACCGUUGGUAUCGAGGGCCGCGCCAAGAUCGAGCAGCGGCUGCGGCAGCUGGAGGGGCGGGUGCUGGGCACUGCAAGUGCGGCCAGCAAGGGCAAGGCGAAGCUGGGGCCGUAUGACAAGGACAGGAAGGACGGCGCGGGGGCGCUCAUCACUCCCUCUAAGGCCUACAACCCUGCCUCAGACGCGCUUCUCACAGCCAAGUCACCGGCCACCGACGCAGCAGCAGCAGCGGGAGAGGAAUCGGCGAAGAAGGCCAAGAAGGAGAAGAAGGCGAAGAAGGCGAAGGCGGAUGGGGAGGCCACUCCCUCCACUGCUGCUCGUAUGGAUGCUGACGGGGCAGAACCACCUUCCACCGAGAAGAAGAAAAAGAAGCGUGAUCGCGAGGAAGAGGCGAAGGUGAAGGAGGAUACUGGGGCAGCGCCAGUCACGCCUGUAUCAGAGAAGAAAAAAAAGAAAAAGGAUGCUGCAGCUGCUGACGGCGCUGCUACUCCUGGCACUGCCGAGGGGUCGGCGAAGAAGAAAAAGAAGGUGAAGGAGGAGGAUGGGGCGACGCCAGGGGCAAGUGGAUCGUCCAAGAAGAAAAAGAAGUCCGCAGAGUGAGGGAUGGGGGGGCAGUCCGUUGCCGAUUUGUGCAAUUCGAUUGUGCUGAUUUUUGUUUAUGGAAGUGGUGAUUCCGGUUGUGAUGGAAUGUUUCUAGUCAUGAUGGAUGCGUUUCUCAUCUAGGAGAGGCUCCUUACACCUGAUUUCGCUUAUAGACCGUGUGGAAAAUAAUUGAAAUGUGCCAAUACAGAAGACAGCUUGAUAAUACCGAUGCAUUUGUCGUUUUGUCUAUCAUCU